Messenger RNA from Meleagris gallopavo (turkey), 2315 nucleotides. The record is from RefSeq and is a predicted model, not a curated record. NCBI's taxonomy places the organism in Eukaryota, Metazoa, Chordata, Aves, Galliformes, Phasianidae.
GCAAAGCAGUGACAUUAAGGUUGGGCUUGUGCAGCAGGCACAGCUCUGAGGGAUCACUGCAGCCCCUGGGCCAGCACUGGGCUGCACUCAGGGAGAGGACACGAAGGCCUGAGGUGGCACAGCCUUGUUCUGCGCCUAGUGAUAUCUAGGAUUCAAUGUACCAUUCAUUUGGUACAGCUCUUCUAUUAAAUGUGCUGCAAGGAAGAGAGCUUGUGAUAAGACAUUGCAAGCAGAUGCUGCAAUGUGAGGAGGCUUCCCAUCUGCAGGGGACUGUUCCCAUGGGGCAGUUAGGACAUCCAAUCAGAACCAAAAUGAGGAACAAACUAUGGCUCCAGAGUAUUUCCUUCUUCCUUUUAUUCCAGUGCACCACGUGUCAUGAAAACCUCACUUGUUUUGUGGACUAUGUGCAGACCCUGUCCUGCCUCCUGAGGAAUGACCUGGGUGCCAGUUUGUACAACAUCACUGCUACAUGGGUUGAUGAGGACAAUCCAGAAAACACUGUGGCAGCCUGCAGUCUCCUGGAAUUGUCCAGGAGCACCAACCACACAGAAUACAUUUGUACUGUGGACAUGACUGAACUGCUGGCAGACAUCAAAGUCCAGGUGGAUGUCACAGAGAUAGCUGACAGGCAGCACAUGAUUUCCAGAAGUUUUUAUAUGAGAGAAAACAUCAGACCACAGCCUCCGUUCAAUCUGACUGCUGUGUUCACAGAAGGUUACAAUAUUUCUUGGGAAACCAUCUACCAGAAUCCUCUUUUCUACUUUUUGAAUGAGGAGCUGGAAUAUCAGCUGCGUUAUAAGAGAAGGGUUGACACCUGGGAGACUCAGAAGAUUAAGUCUGUCCAUGAAGACAAACGGACACUGGUGAUCCUGCCGUGGGAACUCCAGAGGAACACUGAGUAUGAAUUCCAAGUGAGAGCCAGACCCCGAGAAGACACUGGCUACUAUGGAUUUUGGAGUGAAUGGAGCUCCCGGCUGACACUGAAAACCAGCCCUGCUGCUGUGACACAGAGAGCAGGCAUGGGAUGGAUGCUGUUUUUUAUUGUUGCCAUGGUGAUCACUGCCUCAAUCACAACCUUUCUGGCCAAGCAACAGAGCUUGUGGAAGAAGAUCGCCUGCAUCCCAGAUCCAUCUGCCUUUUUCAAACCACUUUACCUGAUGUAUAACGGAGAUUUCAAGAAGUGGGUUGGUACAUCCCAUAUGAAAAUGACCAUUGAUUUAUUUGAAUGGGAAAUAGUCCCUUCAGAAGUCCUGGAAGUUUUCAGCAUGCGUCCUUCCAGCUGCACCUCACAGGAGGAGAUAAAGGAGUUGAAAAAUGAUCUGCCUUGCAAGCCUUGUGUGUCCUGCCUGACCACCCCACUCCAGGACAGUCUCCUGUCAAGUGUGAACAGCAGCAGUGUGACUCAGGACCGCUCAUAUGGACAUUUGUCCAUUGACACUGUGACAGUGGCCGAUGAAUUCACACCUUGUAACUGCCAGUGCAAUUGUAACCGCAUGUACAGGGAACAAAAGCAUAAUGGUGAUGAAGAUAGUGCUGGAGAAAAUGGUUACCCCAAAGUUAACAUUGAUGAUGAAGACAGAAGGCCAUCCAGUGCUUUGCAUCUGUCUGACCUGAGCUCACAGGACAGAAUUCUGGCCUCAGGCUCUAUGUCCACAGAUCACCUGAGGACUACAAGUGCCCCAGGCCACCAGAAAGUUGAAGAGGCUGUGGAAAGAGGGAUGGGGAGCAUCCUAGAAGUCCUUUGCUUGCAUCCUAAUCAGUGGGAUUUGGAAAAUCCAGCUUCCCUACCUUCGCCUGAUGGUGAAAGCGUGUCCUACAGUGAAGGAUCCUGUGACUUUUUCCAUCGCAGUGCAAGGCCUGGUGACAGUUACCCCAUGAUCUGCCUAGAUUUGGACACUAUUGACAGCGGCUUUGUGGACUCGGACUGUGGGAGUCCAGUUGACUGUGAAUUUGAGCAAAAUAGCCAGACCAACUGUGGUUCCGUUCCUCUUGAGCAGGAGGGAGAGGACUUUCCACGGAGCUAUGUCAAGCAGUGGAUCUCCUGCCAUGCUGACAGCCCUGCCAGUGGGACUCAGACAAACUGAGGAGUUGAUUUUUGUUCUGCAGAGUAUAGGACCUUUCCCAUCCUGUGCCAGAAGCAAAGUGUUGGCCAAAUUCAGAAGAAAAAGCAAAGUUUACUCUGUGUAAGCUGUAUUGCAUACAAUGGAGAACAGUUAGAUCCAUAGAAAGAUAGGUCUAUUUCUACUGCCACUCAUUCUGUCCACAUUGUAUCAAACCUGACAUGAUUUAAUUUUUUUUUUUUUCAGCAUUCUUGG